CUUUAACAUCUUUGACAAUUUUAUUCAAUAUUCAUCUUUGUUUUGUUGCUCUGUGACUACGAGGGGAGAACAGCUAGUGUAAGAGGGCUCUGAAGAAGAAGGAAAUCCAGAAUUCCAGAUUGAACGAGAUGGGUGAAGAAAAGCGGCACCAGAUGAUGCAGAACCUCUUCGGUGAUCAGUCUGAAGAAGAGGAGGAAGAAGAGGAGGUUGAUUCCGAGCACGAAGUAGCACGACAACGCGAUUAUAUCUCUGAUGAAGGGGAGGGUGGGGCGGAGCUUGAGGGUGAAGGUGAGGCUGAAAUUGAGGGUCAAGGCGAGGCAGAAGUAGAGAGUGAUGCAGAACUACAUGAUGUAGAUCCUGAUCCUGGAGAGAGUGAGGGUGAAAGGGCUCAAAGUUCACCAGAAAGAGAAGUUAGUGAUCAAAGGGAAGAAAGUGAAGGAAAAGAAGUUGAGAGUGAUGACCAAGAAGAGUAUGGUCAAAGAGUUGUAACCAGCAGGAGAAGGGAAGUAAUUGAUAGUGAAUCAGAGCGUUCUGAGGAAAACCAAUAUGUUGACAACGAAGAUGAGGAGGUUGAUCAGGCUGCAAGACCAAGUAGGUCACCUAGUGAAGAGAAAGAUGAGGGCCAUAUCUCACAUUCAGCAGCUGAGAUCCGAGAUGUUUUUGGUGAUUCUGAUGAGGAUGAACCUGCUGAGUAUACAACUCAAAAUGAUCUUGAGGAAGAGUCACAUAGAUCCCCUAUGGAGGAAGAGAGCUAUGAGAAGGAUCUGAGACCAGAAGAUAUAGUGCCUGAUGAAGAUGCACAGUAUGAAUCAGAAGAUAACAUUGAACAGAAAACUAAAGAGAAACCUCUUGGCAACCCUCUGGAAGUAGAAAUUCCGCUACGUCCACCCCCGGGUCUGCCAGAUAAGAUGAACAUGAUCAAGGUUUCUAAUAUAAUGGGGAUUGAACCAAAGCCAUUUGAUCCAAAGACAUAUGUAGAAGAGGAUAUGUUUGUAACAGAUGAAUCUGGAUCUAAGAAACGUAUCCGCUUGGAAAACAAUAUUGUUCGGUGGAGGAGAGUUCGGAAUCCAGAUGGCACAAUGUCUUACGAAAGCAAUGCACGUUUUGUAAGGUGGUCGGACGGCAGUUUGCAAUUGUUAAUUGGGAAUGAAGUUCUUGAUAUAUCUGUACAAGAGGCAUUGCAUGAUCAAGCACAUCUUUUCCUUCGACAUGGAAAGGGAAUCCUUCAAUCACAAGGGAGACUCCUAAGGAAGAUGAGGUUUAUGCCAUCUUCCUUGUCAUCAAACUCUCAUCGGUUAUUGACUGCUCUUGUUGACUCACGACAUAAAAAGGUUUACAAAGUUAAGAAUUGCAUCACUGACAUUGAUCCUGAGAGGGAAAAGGAGGAGAAAGAGAAGGCUGAAAGUCAAACUAUUAGAGCUAAUGAACUUCUGCAUCGUAAGCGAGAAAAGGUCAACAGGAAGUACACACAAACUGUAGAGAAGGGUCGGCAACUCUCACCUGGGUUCUUGGAGGAAGCACUUGAUGAGGAUGAUGAGCCUGAUUAUUAUGAAUCUCGUCGCUCGGCUGCUCGACAUCGUUUUGAGGAAGACCUGGAAGUGGAAGCACAGGCUGAAAAACGUAUCAUGAAUGCAAAGAGGGCACACAAGGAUAUUCCACGCAAACCAUCCUUGCCAGCUGUUCGAUCAUCUCGGCGUCCAGUUGAAGAGUUCUCUGAAAGUGAGAGAGAGGAAUCUGAAUAUGAAAGUGAUGGAGAUGAAGGGGAAAGAUCUCCACCACGUAAGAGGGCAGAGGAGCCAGAGAAUGGAGAUGAGGAGGAUGAUGAGCAGGAGGAAGAGGACACAGGUGCAAAUGAAGCAUCAGAAGAGGAAGAUGAGGAGCUAAGGAGAAGAGGUAGGGAGUCUGGAAGUGGAUUCAAGCGCAAGGAGAUCGAGUCAGAUGGCGAGUCUCCUCCAAGAAAGGCAACAACCCAUCGUAGAAUGGCAUUUGUUUACGAUAGUGACGAGGAAUGAAACCAGCUUCAAAUGGUCAGAAUAGCAGACUUGAGAUGAAGGAUCAAGUCAUGUUUAUCUUCUGGCGUUGGACCAUUGUUCAUCCUAUCAGCCUCUAUUCUAGUCUUUCGGUGCUCAAUUUUCAUAGGGAAUUGGUCAUCUAUAACAUGUUAUUUUGUUCAUUUUGUACUCCGUUUUGGACACUGAAACGGUGCUACCCCUCAAACGUGUUAUAGUCGAAUUCAAAGAUGAUGCUGUGAAUGUCUUGUUAAUGUUAUUGGCCCGGCAUGCAUAUCUAUUGAAAAGUGAAAGAAAGAGAACUUAUAUGUUGACUUUGUUCCCA
Nelumbo nucifera (sacred lotus) is the source of this 2334-nucleotide messenger RNA. RefSeq names its product leo1-like family protein (gene VIP4). Lineage: Eukaryota; Viridiplantae; Streptophyta; Magnoliopsida; Proteales; Nelumbonaceae. The record is from RefSeq and is a predicted model, not a curated record. Gene Ontology annotation, molecular function: RNA polymerase II C-terminal domain phosphoserine binding. Gene Ontology annotation, cellular component: Cdc73/Paf1 complex; nucleus. Gene Ontology annotation, biological process: positive regulation of transcription elongation by RNA polymerase II; transcription elongation by RNA polymerase II.